Molecule: messenger RNA, 2204 nt
Organism: Ananas comosus (pineapple)
Lineage: Eukaryota; Viridiplantae; Streptophyta; Magnoliopsida; Poales; Bromeliaceae
Product: cytochrome c biogenesis protein CCS1, chloroplastic
Exons: 8
Coding region: 84-1760 (558 amino acids)
Source: RefSeq, a predicted model, not a curated record
GCCCUAUCCGUACCUUAUCCCCUUCAUCGUCCUCCUCUCCCGCAAUGUGAGCGUUUACGCUCACGUCGCAAACCCCUUCGCCCAUGUCGCCUCUCCUAAACCCCUCCAAAACCCUAAUCCUAAGUCACCCUCUUCUCCGCCCCAAUCUCAAAUCCCCCCCCUCCGUCCUCCUCUCCGGCGACCGAAUCCCCCUUCGGAGCCGCUCCAAUGGCCUCCGCCGCAUCGCGUCGAAGCUGAGGACCUCCGAAGGUAGCAAGGGAGGAGAGGCCCCUGGGAAAGCUACGAAGAAGAAGGAGAUCGUCUUCUUCGAAGCGGCGGCGCCCCCCGUGGCGGAGGAGAGUCGCGGCAUCGCGGGGAAUGAAGGAAUUCGCGAGGGGAAAGAGGGGUUUGGUGGGGUUCCUCCGUGGGGUUUCCUUAAAACGGCCCCGAAGAGGGUUUUGGCGUUGCUCUCGAACCUCCCCCUGGCGAUCGGCGAGAUGUUCGUGAUUGCGGCAUUAAUGGCUUUGGGCACGGUCAUAGAUCAGGGUGAGGCCCCAGAUUACUACUUCCAGAAGUAUCCGGAGGAGAACCCUGUCUUCGGAUUCGUUACGUGGAGAUGGGUUCUUGGACUUGGGUUCGAUCACAUGUUCAGCUCCCCUGUUUUCCUCGGCAUGCUGGUCCUCCUUGCGGCAUCUCUCAUGGCCUGUACAUACACAACUCAGAUCCCUUUGGUUAAAGUUGCUAAAAGAUGGUCAUUCAUACAGUCGACAGAGUCUAUCCGUAAACAAGAGUUUGCGGACUCUCUUCCACGAGCAUCCAUUCAGGACUUGGGCAUUAUCUUGAUGGGUGCCGGAUACGAGGUAUUCACUAAGGGGCCAUCUUUAUACGCUUUCAGAGGAAUGGCAGGUCGAUUCGCUCCAAUAGGCGUGCACUUAGCUAUGCUUUUGAUAAUGGCAGGAGCUACACUUAGUGCUACUGGAAGCUUUCGAGGCUCUGUCACUGUCCCCCAAGGCCUCAAUUUUGUUGUUGGAGAUGUAAUGAAUCCAAGCGGUUUUCUUUCUUACCCACCACAAGUAUUCAAUACUGAAGUCCAUGUUAACAAAUUCUAUAUGGAGUAUUAUGACAGUGGAGAGGUUUCACAAUUCUAUACCGAUAUUUCACUAUUCGACCUCGAUGGGAAGGAAGUGAUGAGGAAGACCAUUAGGGUGAAUGAUCCUUUAAGAUAUGGAGGGAUUACAAUUUACCAAACAGAUUGGGGUUUUUCAGCACUCCAAAUAUCAAAAAAUGGUGAAGGGCCGUUCAACUUGGCCGUGGCUCCCUUAAAGUUGAAUGGUGACAAAAAGCUUUUCGGAACAUUCCUACCAACUGGAGAUACUGAUUCUCCUAACGUGAAGGGAAUAUCGAUGCUGGCUCGUGAUCUACAAUCCAUUGUGUUAUAUGAUCAAGAGGGUAAAUUUGCGGGCAUACGCAGACCUAACUCCAAACUUCCUAUUGAGAUCGAUGGUAUGAAAAUUGUUAUUGAAGAUGCUAUUGGCAGCAGCGGCCUCGAUUUGAAGACGGAUCCUGGGGUGCCGAUUGUAUAUGCUGGAUUUGGUGCUCUAAUGCUCACAACUUGCAUUAGCUAUCUGUCACACUCACAGAUAUGGGCCCUCCAAGACGGGAGUACAGUUGUUGUGGGAGCGAAGACGAAUCGAGCAAAGCUUGAAUUUAACCAGGAGAUGAACCGCUUACUUGACAAAGUACCUGAGCUUAUUGGCAGUGAUGAUACCUCUAAUAGCUGAUUGGUUGGUUUGUAUAUUCUCAUUUCUGAUGCAUACCGAGUGGUUCUAUCCUCGGGUUUUUCAAGCAGCUAAUUACAUCAAUUAUAUUCGAGAUUGUGUUGCUUUGUUGGAAAAGGUUCCAGCUUUCGAUGCUGAGCUAUUCUGAUACCAAAGCUAAAUGUUAUCAGAAGAUAUUCAACUUAAAACCUGCAAACAAAGUAAUCUCUAUAGAAAGAUUGCACAAGAUCGUGCAAUUCAUACUUCAAUUUUUUGAGAACAUUAAGAGGAUCAUUUGCUGUAAAUUCAGUGGCUCACUGAAUACGAAUGUGUAUUGUAAUUCCACUGUAAUUGGUUGGGAACGGGAUUUUCUACACUUCAGGAACUAUUCAAAGCUGCAAAUCACUUGUAUUCCUGUAAAAUACUUGUUUCUGUAAGAGCGAAAGAUCAUCUUGUUAACCAUAUAAA